Myxocyprinus asiaticus (Chinese sucker) is the source of this 2705-nucleotide messenger RNA. Its product is annotated as CMP-N-acetylneuraminate-beta-galactosamide-alpha-2,3-sialyltransferase 1-like. Bases 200 to 1351 code for a protein of 383 amino acids. Gene Ontology annotation, molecular function: beta-galactoside (CMP) alpha-2,3-sialyltransferase activity. The transcript has 6 exons. The record is from RefSeq and is a predicted model, not a curated record. NCBI's taxonomy places the organism in Eukaryota, Metazoa, Chordata, Actinopteri, Cypriniformes, Catostomidae.
GACCAGCCUUCUCACCACAUCCUGGAUUACUUGUCCUACAGAUGUUUUGAUCUUUCCACAAAGAUCAUCCAGAAACCAUCGUAGCACUCGACAGAAUUUGACAUGCGAGCGGCGAAUGAUGACUGUAUUUCAUCUCCACAAACCAUGAUCAGACCUUUACCUUUACAAUGUGGAUACCUGACAGAGAGUACAGUAUCACAUGACUGUAGAGUUUGAUUUUCUUCCCUUUUUUUGUAGCGAAGAGGGUGUUGAGGAUAGAGCAUGUGUGGUAUAUCCCUGGUCACUGCGGAUCACUUGCUGGAUUUUUAACCUGAUGAGAGUGACAGACGGGGUUUGUUCCAAACUCAAGAUGUCUUUGUUUUGGCAAAGGAAAAUGUUCACAUUGAUGGCACUCUUCUGUGCUGUCACCUUCUCCAUGUUUGUGUUCAGUUACACACUGAGAGAGCCCUCGCUGUUCAGAUCUGCUCUUGGUCUCGGGGAGAGCGCAUGUGCCUGCCAUCGCUGUAUCACACACCUGCAUGAUAAUAAUGAUGAUGAAGAUGACGGCUGGUUUAUGGAGCGAUUUAACCAGUCCUUCCACCCGCUGAUGUCCAGGAAAAACAGUGUGCUCACAGAUGACACUUACAGAUGGUGGCAGUGGCUCCAGGCAGAGAGGAACCCAUCCAAUCUGAGCGUAGUAUUGGACAGAUUAUUCCAGCUAAUCCCCAGUGAGGAAAACUAUGUUGAUUCUGGUCCCGAUCGCUGUCGAACCUGCUCUGUAGUCGGAAAUUCUGGGAAUCUACGGGAGUCCAAUUAUGGAUCAUAUAUCGACUCCAGUCAUUUUGUCAUACGAAUGAAUCAAGCUUCUACACAGGGUUUUGAAAAGGAUGUUGGCUAUAAGACCACUCAUCAUGUCAUGUAUCCAGAGAGCGCUGUUGAUUUAGACAACAACACCAGUCUGAUCCUCAUUCCCUUUAAAACUCUGGAUUUGGAGUGGAUGAUCAGUGCAUUAACCACAGGACACAUCUCGCAGACAUAUAUACCAGUUAUUUCCCGCAUCAAAGCCAACAAGGACAAGGUGUUAAUCUACAACCCCAGUUUCUUAAAGUAUGUCUAUGAUUCGUGGCUGGAGGGUCAUGGCAGAUAUCCAUCCACCGGCUUUCUCUCUCUAAUGUUCGCAGUUCAUGUCUGUGAUGAGGUGAAUGUGUUUGGGUUUGGUGCAGACCAGUAUGGAAACUGGCACCAUUACUGGGAGGCCAACAUGCUGGGAGGAGCAUUCCGGCACACGGGCGUCCACGAUGGAGACUUUGAGUACAACAUCACACUGUUGCUAGCAGACAAACACAAGAUCACACUCUACAGAGGAGUAUGAGGACAACACAAGGCCUUAACACAACACAGCCACUGCAAAACACUUGUAAUUAUCAUAAUUUACUGUCUCUACAGACUGAAAAUUAUGAAGCUUUCAUUUGUUUUUCUGUCAGACCCAUUUCUAGUAAUAAAAAUGUUUGAAUAAUUAAUUCUGCAUAAUUUGUUACAUGAAAGGGCCUUUAUGUUUUACAGUAAAUUGUAAGAAAAGAAAAUGACCUCAAACAGGUGGUUUGUUGUUUGACUGUAUUGUACACAGGCACACCUGUUGCCUUGUUGUGCAUAGGAUCAUUGUGCAUCAUGUGUGAGUGUGCUUUGAGAGAGUAUGAGGCUGAGCAAGUGAGUGAGAUUUAGUCCAUAUGCUGAAUACAGGUCCACCUAAAUGACAAAUUGGCAACACUGAAAAAUAACUUUGUACAUCCUCCUUGACGUCUUUACCAUUUUAAUUGUUUUAAAACUUCCGUAAUCAGGUUAAUUAUUUCCUACAUUUGUGUUUUGUCUCUUUGUCGCAUGUUUACAAGAUUUUCACAGACAGAAAAAGAUUAAUUAGACUGCACAAUGCAUUGCUUAUAAGCUGAAGUUACUGAAGUGAAAGAGCAAGAUCGGAUGAACAUCUGAAUAUGCUUUUAUAACAGCAUUAAAGAUGCUCUUAAGACUUUAAUAUAGAUUCAAAUGAUUUGUCUUUAAAAAAAAAAAAAAAAGUCCUUGGAAAUACACAGACAGUGACAGAACUCUUAAAUACCAUAAAAAUGAGAAUAUUUCAGUCUCAUGUGAUUCCAGAUUUCCAAAUAUUAAUGCAAUGAAUUGUACAUCGGUACGAACAUUUUGUGUAUUAUUGAACAAAACUAAGAAACUCUUAACGCUGUUCUCUGUAAUAGGAAAGUAUUUGCUCUGCUGAGGAAGGAAUAAUUGUUUAUUCUCUAAAGUAGAAAAUAGCCACUUGCAAGUGGUUAAAUUAUUAAUGAGACUAAUAAUUACUGGUGUGGGUAUACAGUAUAUAUUAGAGAGAAUCGCAGAUCUUGUCUCCAUGUGAAUGAGGCUUUUGAAUUCAUAAUUUGACUUUCUUCCACAUGGAUUCAGAGUUGUUCAUGAGUCAUAUACUGUAGAUUUUUUAAAGGUUUGUCUUCAUUAUUAUCUUCAAUUCGUUCUAAGUGCCUUCAUUUCAGAGUUGCAUGUAAAACAAAUGUGCCUAAAAAUAUGUAUUUUACAUUAAAUAGAAAACAAAUAAUUUCUAGCAUGUUAAUUUAUGUCUAUGUUUUGAAGGUAAUUUACAUUAAUUCAGUGGUAUUUUUUUGACCAAAGAUAUGUUUUUAUCUCUGUGACUGUAAAUAAUUAAAUAAAAGACUGGUUUAGUGCUA